Octopus bimaculoides (California two-spot octopus) is the source of this 1073-nucleotide messenger RNA. RefSeq lists its product as uncharacterized. NCBI's taxonomy places the organism in Eukaryota, Metazoa, Mollusca, Cephalopoda, Octopoda, Octopodidae. The record is from RefSeq and is a predicted model, not a curated record.
ACAAUAAAUAAUCGGAAGUGUAACCAUAACAAAAAUAAACCCUAUUUUCGCUGUGAUCCACAUUGAUUAUAAAUCUUAAUAUAAAUUAUAAUAGAUCUUAUGGCAAUUCGGAAGAGUAUCAACUUACGAAUAGCAAUGUCGAUCAAUAAUGCACCAAUGGGGACCAUCGAGUAAAAAAAAAAAAAAAACCUACAAAACACAACACUCGAAAUCUCUCUUCGCGCCCAAAUUUCUCAAUUAUAUUUCUCUCUCUCAAUAUUUUUUUAAAGCUAUAUCUUUCCUCUUCUCUCUUCAUCUUGAUCUUCACGCUUUAGAAUAAUAGCCUUAAAUAUAUUCAGAUGUAUACAUAUAUAUAUGUAUAUAAAUGAAUAUAUACGCAUAAUCUGUAGAUAGGUAUAUACAUGCAUGACUAUGUGACAUCCGUGUACAUGUAUUUUGCGGCGCAAUCCUAUAAUAUUCGUUUGCUGUGAAAGAUGUCCGGUAAAAUAAAAUUAACAGAUGGUAGAAUCAGACUUGACCACCGGAUCAAAGAUAAUAAUCCAGGAUUAACUAUCCGAAGCAAUGACGUGACUCUGUCCUACCACCCUAAGAGAGACAACUACUCAGAUUUUAGAAGACGUGAAAAAGAGAGAAGGAAAAGAUACGAAACGAAGAAAUCGUUGGAGAUCGAUAGACUAAAGACUGAAAAACUGCAAAUGAAGAUGAUGGAAGCAGCAAUAGCGUCAGAGAACACAAAGCAAUCCAUAGCUGGAGGUUUCGAGAAUAUUUCGGAGACAUCUCUUUGCAUUGGUACUUCGGAUAACACAGCAACCAACGUAAUGUCAUCGUUAAAUCGAUGUCGGAAAAGGAAAGAGAAGAUGAAGAAUGAACGGAAGAGAUUCGAACAGUUGAAGUCCUUCAAAUCGUUCUACUGUGGAACAGUUGAAACGUCUUCCGAUUCGGAAUGCUAAGGAUAUUAUAAUUUUUGGUAAUUUAUUCUUAAACAAAAAAUGGUAAAACUUAAAUAAACAUAAACAACAACAAUAACAAUAUCAAAGACAAACGAUAAGUUAUUGGAUUUUCGGACAAUUUCA